Messenger RNA from Mycetomoellerius zeteki, 1164 nucleotides. It is a transcript of the gene Spec2, whose product is annotated as CDC42 small effector protein Spec2. The transcript has 3 exons. The record is from RefSeq and is a predicted model, not a curated record. Lineage: Eukaryota; Metazoa; Arthropoda; Insecta; Hymenoptera; Formicidae. Gene Ontology annotation, cellular component: plasma membrane. Gene Ontology annotation, molecular function: small GTPase binding. Bases 51 to 317 code for a protein of 88 amino acids. Gene Ontology annotation, biological process: regulation of Rho protein signal transduction.
UCAGUAGGACUGGGAAAGUUACUUUUGAUACGUGUGGAUACGUGCGAGAGAUGGCUGGCAACAACGAGCUCUGGGUGCAGUGUUUCACGUGCUGCCUGACGCCACGGCCAACGAGGAACAACAGGCGGAACAGUGGCAGGCCGCAUCAGAGGCUCAGGAUAGACCGGAGCAUGAUCGGCGUGCCCACGAAUUUCAGACACACAGCGCACAUCAGCAGCGGCGACAUCGACAUGUCGAUUGCCCAGCUGGCCGACCUCCAGGCACAAAUGCAGAGGAAGAGUGGUUUUGAUACCGAUUUCAGCGCCAAGGCAUGUUGAGAAUAGCUUCGUCAAUGUCGCAGCAGGAUAUUUAAUACGAUAGCGACAGAGCGAGAGAGCUUUACGAUGUAGCGGAAGGAUGACUGAUGUUUUCUUUUUGAUAUCCAUGUUCCUUACUCGUCUGAUGGACGAGCGCAUUUCUUUCAUAUGAACAAGAUUGCAUUUUGCAAGAUGCUCCGUUAGAGAAUCAAGACAAAUUUAUGUACACUGGACAAGUCUCUGACUUCCAUUUGGAAAGGAAAACUGCCAGAGUUAAUCAUGUUACAGCGUACAAAUAAUCAUUUACGACUUUAUACCUCUAUAUUUUUGACUGGAGACGCAUUGCGUCUAAAAACUUAAUAUUUUAUGAACGUAUUCUAUAAAUCAUGUGCCUUUUUGACGGCGAUCUGACGUUCCUUGCGGAAAAAAAUGUACACAAGAACGAGGAAUGGAUCGUUUUAUUUGUAAAAUUACUUGUAAGAUUUAGAAAAUAUAACGUAGACAUGUUAAUUAGAGUAUAAGUAAACGUAUCACAUAAUAUCACAUAAUAUAAUUCUGUACACGUAAUACUUAUCCUAUUGUCGAAUAUUGUCGCGUAUAUUAAUAAUAAUACAAGAGAGCAUUGGCGAUAUUUAUAAAACGGCAUAGUUCCUUCAUGUGGAGACACCUCCGUUCCUUCGUUAAUCGACAUGAUAUCGAUGUCGCCGAUUGUUCUCGGCUCGCGAAUUCCUUCGUGUAUCAACUUCCUCCACCUUCAUAUUCUGGACACGACAGUGUGGUCCUCCGAUUCAUAGACGUAAUACAAAUAGACCGAGCAUGAGGCACGAUGUCUGAACGUAGAAAGAGAAUGAAGACAGGGAGUAGUUUU